AUGAUGAAAAUUGGACUGUUGGAUGGUGGAGAUGGGAGGUCCAAGCAUUCGCCGAAAGUAGGCUUCCAGGUAGUAAGGUGGGCCAAACCGCAGGUGGUUUGGGCCAAGUUGAACAUUGAUGGGUCGGCGAGAAGCAGCCCGGGCCCAUCUGGUGGUGCUGGGAUUUGUAGGAAUUUAGGUGGAGACCUCAUCUUUGCCUUCUCGAUGGGGUUUGGGGUGGGCUCUAGCAACAGGGCGGAAUUACACUCCGUUUGGCAAUGUCUCUCCAUGCGUAGAAGUCCGGGCCUCUCCAAAGUUGUGGUAGAAUCUGACUCCAGCUUUGUGGUUGAUCUUGUGAAUAGGACCGCUAUCCCGAGCUGGGCUUGGGACCAUUGGCGUAAGAGAAUUGAUGAGAUUACUAUCAGUGGGUCCUUUUCUUUUUCCCACAUUCCGAGGGAGGUGAACGGUCCAACUGAUGGUCUAGCUCGGCUAGCUAGUGCCACCCAAGGCAACUCGGCUUAUUUUGUCUGGGCUGAUCUCCCUAGAGAUAUCAAAGGCUUAGUUUUGUUAGAUAAAACAAGGUUAGGGGCGGUUAAAGAGAUACCGUAA
Magnolia sinica is the source of this 588-nucleotide messenger RNA. RefSeq lists its product as uncharacterized. Lineage: Eukaryota; Viridiplantae; Streptophyta; Magnoliopsida; Magnoliales; Magnoliaceae. Bases 1 to 588 code for a protein of 195 amino acids. The transcript is spliced from 2 exons. The record is from RefSeq and is a predicted model, not a curated record. Gene Ontology annotation, molecular function: RNA-DNA hybrid ribonuclease activity; nucleic acid binding.